This is a messenger RNA of Solanum dulcamara, 3248 nucleotides long. RefSeq names its product LRR receptor-like serine/threonine-protein kinase EFR. Bases 129 to 3158 code for a protein of 1009 amino acids. Gene Ontology annotation, molecular function: protein kinase activity; ATP binding; protein binding. Gene Ontology annotation, biological process: protein phosphorylation. The record is from RefSeq and is a predicted model, not a curated record. The transcript has 2 exons. Lineage: Eukaryota; Viridiplantae; Streptophyta; Magnoliopsida; Solanales; Solanaceae.
CUUCCAAAUUUGAAUACAAUAUAUUUGAAAAAGGAAUUGUUUAUUAUGGCCUUUAAUUGACUUAUUGUGCUUCAAGUAAUUUACUCCUUGUAUCUUUUUAUUUCUUUGCUUCUUGUUCAACUCCAACAAUGUCCUCUCUAAUUUUUCACCUUCUAUUCUUGCUACUGCCUUGCCUCUCAAAGUGUUGUGCAGAACUCUCAGGAAAUGAUACUGAUCAUUUGGCCCUGAUUUCCUUUAAAAAUGCAAUAAUAUCAGACCCACUCAACAUCACAGCUUCUUGGAAUGAAUCUAGCCAUUUCUGCAGCUGGAUUGGCAUAACUUGUGGCAACAAACACGGUCGAGUCAUUAGGAUUGUCUUGAACUCUAGCGAAUUGGUUGGUCCAUUGUCACCUGCAGUUGGUAAUCUUAGUUUCCUCAGGAUACUUUGGCUCAGCAAGAACAGUUUCACUGGCCAAAUCCCUGGAGAGAUAGGAAAGCUAUCAAGAUUACGCAUGUUGAACUUAGCAAACAAUUCUUUUUCUGGUGAAAUACCAAGAAACAUAUCGCGGUGCUCCAAUCUUAAUUAUAUUCAUUUGGGUAAUAACAAUCUGAGUGGAAGCAUUCCAACUGAAUUGAGAUCAUUGAAUAAACUCAAGAAUUUGCUUCUUCAGUUGAACAAAUUGACUGGAGAAGUUCCAGCUUAUCUAGGUAAUCAUUCUUCACUCUUGGCAAUUGCACUAGGAGAUAAUCAACUCCAUGGAAAGAUACCUGAUAUUUUUGGUGGACUCAAACAUUUGGUGUUUCUUGAUUUUGCCAUGAAUUAUCUGUCUGGUGAGAUUCCUAUGUCCAUUUUCAACUUGUCAUCAUUGCACACCCUUCAGUUAACUUUUAAUAAACUUGAAGAGGAUCUUCCAUCAGACGUGGGGUUCAAUCUUCCAAGCUUAAAGUUCUUUCUCCUUGUGGGAAAUCAACUGACAGGAAAGGUGCCUACUUCAAUACUAAAUUCCACAUUAAUUAUGGAAUUUGGUAUCGACGCCAAUAAUUUCACUGGACAAGUACCAGCCUUUGGAAAUCAAAAGGAUUUGUACUGGCUUGGAGUUGCUGAAAAUCAUUUUGGAAAUGGAAUGUUGGAUGAUUUGAAGUUUAUGUAUUCCCUACAAAAUUGUACAAGUUUAGAGCAGCUAAUACUGGAAAACAACAAUCUUGGAGGAGUACUGCCAAAAUAUAUAGGCAACAUGUCCAAUCUUUUGCGGCUUUCUGUAGGGGGGAAUCUCAUUCAUGGAAACAUUCCCACAGAGAUUUUACAACUUGACAAUCUGCAAGUACUUGGUCUCGAGAAAAAUAAUUUUACUGGUGUGAUUCCCGAGUCUAUUGGACAACUAAGGCAACUUAGUAAGUUACACCUUCACCACAACAAAUUUUCAGGGGAGAUUCCACAUUCUCUUGGAAAUUUGACGAGGUUGAUUGAACUCAAUUUGGGAUCAAACAACUUUCAAGGUACUGUACCAUCAAGUCUUGGAAGCUGCAAGUUCUUAUCGCUCUUGUAUCUGAAUGGAAAUCAACUUAGUGGUCCUAUACCGAAAGAACUGUUUGAGCUCUCCCUUAUAGAACUUGACCUCUCAAACAACCACUUGACGGGGUAUUUUCCUGUACGGAUUGGCUCUGGAAACUCGACUGGAUUGAUAAACUUGAUCUACAUGAACCAUUCAUACAACAAUAUAUCAGGUGAAAUACCAAGCAGCUUUGGCACUUUGACUAGUUUGACGGAACUAUACCUUGGUAACAAUGCCCUUCAGGGAAUUAUUCCUGCAUCCUUGAGUUCUUUGAGAAGUCUUGAAUAUAUGGAUCUUUCUCAUAACCACUUUAUAGGGAGGAUCCCAAAGUUUCUGGAUGAACUUGUCUCCUUGAAGUUCUUAAAUUUGUCUUAUAAUGAUUUGGAGGGUGAGGUACCUUUGAAAGGAGCUUUCAGAAACAUGAGUGCUGUUUCACUAGUUGGGAAUAGUGAGCUAUGUGGUGGUAUUCCAGAGUUCAAAAUGCCGAAGUGCAGCGACAAAGUAGCAUCAAGUAGAAGAAGAUUAUCUCAUAGAUUGAUAAUAGUAAUGCUGAUUAUUGGAGGAUUAUUGGCAGCAACAACAGUGGCCCUUCUUCUUUUCUGGUGUGCUAGGAGAAAAAAGAGGUCUACUUCAUCAGAGAGUUCAUCAUUGGAUGUGAUCCCAAGAGUAACUUACAAUAGUCUUCACAAAGAAACUAAUGGCUUCUCUACGUCGAACAUGAUUGGUUCGGGUGCAUUUAGUUUCGUGUACAGAGGCAUUCUAGAGGAAAAUGGAAAAUUUGUUGCCAUAAAGGUGCUCAAACUCCAAGUUAGGGGAGCUUCUAAGAGCUUUCUUACUGAGUGCGAAGCACUAAGGCAUAUCAAGCAUAGAAACCUGGUAAAACUCUUAACAUCAUGUUCAAGCAUUGAUAACCAAGGUAAUGACUUCAAGGCUCUCAUUUAUGAAUUCAUGGCCAAUGGUAAUUUGGCAAAUUGGUUGCACAAUAAAAAUACAGAAGGUGAAGAAAAUCAUGAGCCUAAAAAUUUGAACAUGCUACAGAGACUCAAUGUAAUAAUUGAUGUGGCUUCUGCAUUAGAUUAUCUUCAUCAUCAAUCUGGCACGCCAUUGACACAUUGUGAUAUCAAACCAAAUAAUGUGCUUUUGGAUGAAGAUUUUGUUGCUCAUUUAGGUGACUUUGGACUGGCGAGGUUUCUGCCUGAUGCUGCAAAUCUGCUCUCCUUGAGCCAAUCCAGCUCUCUCAAUAUAAGAGGAACCAUUGGAUAUGUUCCACCUGAAUAUGCUAAUGGUAAUACAUUUUCGACCUAUGGAGAUGUGUAUAGUUAUGGAAUUCUACUGUUGGAAACAUUUACCGGAAGAAGUCCAACUGAUGAGUUUUUCAAGGAUGGUCUAAACCUUCAUGAUUUUGUUAAGAGAGCCAUACCUGAGCAAGUGAAAGAUGUUUCUGAUCCUAAACUUGUCUAUGAUGAAACGGGCAGACUGAUCAGCAACAAUAAAACAAUUGAGUGCCUCGCGUUGAUUUUUCGAGUUGGGAUUGCUUGUUCAGUGGAAUCUGCAAAAGAUCGCAUGGACAUUGCUGAUGUUGUUAAUGAACUGACUCUAAUCAAAGAUGCCUUCCUGACGAACUAGCAAUAUUGACUGAAGUUUUUGAAUUUCAUAAUAAAGAUACUACUUAUAAGUUAUAUUCUCACUAUCCACUUUUCGCUUCCCUUUUCCUGC